GGAGACUUGGGCUGGAUGACCAGAGGCUCCAUGGUGGGACCUUUCCAGGAAGCAGCAUUCGCCUUGCCCGUGAGCAGCAUGGACAAGCCGGUGUAUACAGACCCUCCUGUCAAAACAAAGUUCGGGUACCACAUUAUCAUGGUGGAAGGCAGAAAAUAA
Molecule: messenger RNA, 159 nt
Organism: Fulmarus glacialis (Northern fulmar)
Lineage: Eukaryota; Metazoa; Chordata; Aves; Procellariiformes; Procellariidae
Gene: PIN4
Product: protein (peptidylprolyl cis/trans isomerase) NIMA-interacting, 4 (parvulin)
Exons: 1
Biological process (GO): rRNA processing
Molecular function (GO): peptidyl-prolyl cis-trans isomerase activity; DNA binding
Source: RefSeq, a predicted model, not a curated record